AUGAAGUCAGCCCUAGAUGGCCUCGCAGAUACGACCUUCAGAACAAUUACGACAGAUCUUCUAUACAUGGGUUCUAGCGAUAUCCAGUACGAAGAUUUCAAAAGUGACAUGGCUUCCAAGUUAGGAUACUACCCACAGAAAUUCCCUCUGUCUUCUUUCCGAGGCGAUUUCAGACCAAAAAUGACUGCAGGAGAAGAUGCCAUCCUGGGUGGACCCCCACAGGAUCAGAUCAACCUUACAGAUUUUUACAACAAGACCUUAACCACCUUCAGGGAUAAUGAGGAUAAUAUACAAUGUGGGGAUAACUUCAUGGAUAUGGAGUGCUUUAUGAUUCUGAACCCUAGCCAGCAGUUGGCCAUUGCAGUACUGUCCCUUACUCUGGGCACCUUCACUGUUCUGGAAAACCUUCUGGUCUUGAUUGUCAUCCUGCAGUCCCGAAGCCUUCGCUGCAGGCCUUCCUACCAUUUCAUCAGCAGCCUUGCCGUAGCUGAUCUCCUGGGCAGUGUAAUCUUCGUCUACAGUUUUGUUGACUUCCAUGUUUUCCAUCGGAAAGACAGCCCUAAUGUGUUCCUGUUCAAACUGGGUGGAGUUACAGCCUCGUUCACUGCCUCGGUGGGCAGCCUUUUCCUCACCGCAAUAGACAGGUAUAUAUCUAUACACAGGCCCUUAUCUUAUAAGAGAAUUGUCACCAGAUCAAAGGCUGUUGUAGCAUUCUGUGUGAUGUGGACCAUAGCUAUUGUAAUAGCUGUCCUCCCUCUGCUUGGCUGGAACUGCAAAAUGCUCAAUUCUGUUUGUUCAGAUAUAUUUCCUCUAAUAGACGAGAACUAUCUGUUGUUCUGGAUUGGAGUCACCACUGUACUCUUGCUUUUUAUUGUGUAUGCCUAUAUGUACAUACUGUGGAAGGCUCAUGGUCAUGCUGUUAGAAUGAUCCAGCGCGGCACUCAGAAGAGCAUAAUAAUACAUACUUCAGAGGAUGGUAAAGUGCAUCAGAUUACGAGGCCAGAACAAACACGUAUGGACAUUAGGUUGGCCAAAACCUUGGUCCUCAUUCUUGUGGUUUUGAUCAUCUGCUGGGGUCCUCUACUUGCAAUUAUGCUCUAUGAUGUCUUUGGGAAGAUGAACAAGCUCGUGAAGACUAUCUUUGCCUUCUGCAGCAUGCUCUGCCUGCUGAAUUCCACAGUGAAUCCCAUCAUCUAUGCUCUCAGGAGCAAGGACCUGAGACAUGCUUUCAGGAGCAUGUUUCCACCUUGCAAUGGGACUGCACAGCCUCUUGAUAACAGCUUGGAGUCUGACUGCCAGCACAGACAUGCUAACAACCCAGGUAAUGUCCACAAGGCUGCUGAAAAGUGUAUUAAAAACACAGUUAAGAUUGCCAAAGUGACCAUGUCUGUCUCCUCAGACACAACUGCAGAGGCGCUGUAAAACAAAGACCUCUCGACACCAUAAGAGAACAGAUUAAGAGAAAGCAAGAGAAAUUCAUGGCUUGUUUCCUCCAAUGUAACCAUUUUUUUUAAGUUUAUCAUUUCUAAGUGACUGUUUUUAUGAG
Messenger RNA from Zootoca vivipara (common lizard), 1546 nucleotides. NCBI's taxonomy places the organism in Eukaryota, Metazoa, Chordata, Lepidosauria, Squamata, Lacertidae. The record is from RefSeq and is a predicted model, not a curated record.